AUUGCUUACCGCCUUGGACAACGUGAAAAGUCUUCUAAGCUUCUACGGCUUUUCCCAGGCAAUGGAAAACAACGAGGCAGAGCCCCUCAAAAGUCACUCUCUAGGCGCCAUACAGUAUACAAAAGAAAGCCUUAACAACGGCAUCGAUACAAAGAAAGAUGAAGAGUUUUCAUUUUCAAAAAUACCAAAACAAAGAAAAGUUCUCUUGGCAUCCAUGGCAUUGGUGAACUUCUUAAGUGUCACGGGGUUCGCUCUUCUGGCGCCCUUCUUUCCAGCAGAGGCUAAAAAGAAGGGAGCUUCACAAACUGUGGUUGGAAUGAUAUUUGGAGUUUUUGAAUUUGUUGUCUUCUUAUCGUCUCCAGUUCUAGGAAAUUACAUUACAAAAGUUGGAUCAAAGUUCAUGUAUCUCUCAGGAACAAUGGUUGGGGGUAUUUGCGGUAUAUUAUUUGGAGUGUUAGAUAAAAGCCCAGAUGGAACUGUCUAUAUUGUUAUGUGUUUUCUCUGUCGAACAGUUGAGGCUUUAGGAUGUUCGAUGUUUGUGACGGCCAGUUUUGCCAUUAUUGCAAGUGUGUUUCCUGACAAUGUUACUACAGUUUUUGGUGUCUUAGAAACGUUCUCUGGACUUGGGAUGAUUGCCGGACCAGCUGUAGGUGGCGCUCUCUACCAGUUGGGAGGAUUUGGGUUGCCAUUUUUCAUAGUUGGAUCUAUAACGGUAAUAAAUGGAGUGCUGGGGUACUUUCUUAUAGGACAUAUUGAUGAUUCCCCAAGACCCAGGUCAAAAUCAAUACUAUUUUUACUAAGGAAUCCAUUUACCUGGGUCAUUGCUCUAAGUUUAUCAGCUGGGAGUUUUUCUUUAGCAUUUCUUGAUCCCACUUUAGCGUUGCAUGUGGAAAAAUUACCUGAGUUAAAGGAUAACACAGCAUUAAUAGGACUGGUAUUUUUGAUAGGUGGUGGCAUUUACACUUUCACAGCCCCUCUAUGGGGGUUUAUCAUUGACAAAAAGGGCUACGUAAAGAGCAUGAUGGCAGUUGGAAAUUUAGUUGGUGCAGCUGGUUAUUUACUAAUGGGACCAACACCAUUAAUAGAUCACUUACCGUUUAAACUGUGGUCUAUAAUUUUAUCACUGAUGCUUAUGGGACUUGGUUUAGGAUGUGCCAUUAUUCCUACAUUUAGGGGAUUAAUAGAGUCAGCCAAGGCGCUUGGAAUGGAAGAAAAUAUGGACACUCAUGGUAUGGUCUCUGGACUCUUUAAUUCCUGCUUCUCACUUGGAGCAUUCAUAGGGCCAACGGUAGGAGGGGCUUUGGCAGAUAAACUGGGUUUUGACUGGUCAGCAACAGUUUGUGCCGGAUUAAUAACUCUCUCGGUAAUAUUAAUUGCAACAUUCGAAAUUUUGAAGACAUGGAAUGAAAAAAAAAUACAGAGGUUCCAACAAAGGAUACGAAACAAUAGUCAAUAACACAAAGAAAAAUAAUUUAUAACCACUGCCAUCUACAUUCAAAGUUUUUUUCUUGGCAUUUAUAUUAUGUAAAAGGAAGGAUUAAAUUUGUGUAAAAAUAAUUACACAUAAAUGAAAUGAAAAAC
Messenger RNA from Saccostrea cuccullata (small rock oyster), 1581 nucleotides. RefSeq names its product MFS-type transporter SLC18B1-like. Gene Ontology annotation, molecular function: transmembrane transporter activity. Gene Ontology annotation, biological process: transmembrane transport. NCBI's taxonomy places the organism in Eukaryota, Metazoa, Mollusca, Bivalvia, Ostreida, Ostreidae. The transcript is spliced from 13 exons. The record is from RefSeq and is a predicted model, not a curated record. The coding region runs from base 62 to 1456 and encodes 464 amino acids.